AUGUCCAAAUGGUUUGAGUGGAGAAUUGAUUUUGAGGGUCAAAAGCAUUGUGAAUUCAUAUCCCAAAUUGUCGUUGUUUUAUUUGCGGUAAUUGGAUUUGUUUAUGGGUUCCAUAAUCAGGAUCUACUAGCGACCAUGGAAAUAUAUUUAGGUGGAAUUAUUAUUACUUCUAUACUCACUUUACCACCCUGGCCAUUUUAUAACAAACAUCCAGUUCAAUGGCUUCCUGAAAUUUCAGACAAAGAAUUUGAAAAAGAU
Messenger RNA from Dentiscutata erythropus, 258 nucleotides. The record is from the annotation of a GenBank genome assembly. Lineage: Eukaryota; Fungi; Glomeromycota; Glomeromycetes; Diversisporales; Gigasporaceae.